Fusarium musae is the source of this 573-nucleotide messenger RNA. RefSeq lists its product as uncharacterized. Lineage: Eukaryota; Fungi; Ascomycota; Sordariomycetes; Hypocreales; Nectriaceae. The record is from RefSeq and is a predicted model, not a curated record. The transcript has 3 exons. The coding region runs from base 1 to 573 and encodes 190 amino acids.
AUGGUCUACUACACUUUCCUCAAAUGGCAAACUUCCGAGCCCAACUAUCGGUACCUUCUUACAGCCCCUGAUGCUGAGACCAUCAAUGACUGGUGGCGAGAGGCCUCUACCAAGGAUCCAGAGCAUGUCAAGCGUCUAGGCCCCGACUUCUACUCUUGGGGCAGCGGCGCUCAGGCAUGGGACCUGGCUCCUUCAUUCUUGAACAAGAUCAUAUACACCUUGCUGAAUGAUCGAGAUGGUCGUAUCAUCUCCAACUUCGCUCAACCUCCAAGAGUCAGCGUCCUUAGCGGUGAUUCUUACUACAUUCGGUCCAAGUCUAGCCCAGAGCUAUACUGGCUCGAAAAGGGUGGUUUAAUCUAUGCUACUAAGCAGGAUCGCACUCGCUCCACCUUCCGGCUUGACGGAGAGCGUGAUAGUGACAGAAACAGGACUGUCAUCAUCGGCAAGGACUACAUCUCUGUUAGUGCAGUCGGAGGAUCUGCUCAAAAGUAUGUCAGCGUCAACGACAAUGGCGAGGUCGUCCUUAGUGGACAUAGUUGCCGCAUGUGCUACAGUGACUUGAAGAACAUGUAA